UGACGUUUGAAUAAAUAUGCGAAAAGGGAUGAUCUUGGAAUGUAUCAACAACACCGAAACAUCUUAAGAAUUCGGGAAGAGCAGCUGCAAUGUCCGCUACACCAAAAUCAGAAAAAAAUAUGUCAGGUUUUUUCUCGACUUAGUUUGUCAGGAGAUUGGUGGUGCCUCUUUUUAUUAUUUUUAAAAUAUUUAGGAAGGAAUUUUGCACUUUGUAUGAUUAAUGAUGAUAAAUAGAGAAAGGUUAUGAUGUGAAGAUGAGAAGUAUUGAAUUUAUAUUAUAAAGCAGACAGCAACAGCAGCAAACCCCGUGGGGGUAAGCUGGCACGUCGAGCACGUUCAUUCAAGGAAGACUUCCUGGAAAUCUUGUCACAGAUGCGUUCCCCAGGCAGUGGUGGUGGGAGUGGUGGGGCUGGAUCUGGAUCUCAACGUUCUGGAUCACCACAUUCACCCAAGUCAAGAUCAUCCCAUAAAACUGCAACAGCAACACCUAGUGUCGACCUGGUAGAUUCUAGUGACAAGAACCCUGCUCGAGACCUCGAUCUUCAUGUUAGACAGGUUCAGUAUGCUUUGAAACAUUUUCGUGAUGUUGUCGGCAAAAACAAGCUUGAAGUUCUGCCGGGAAAUGGGACUGUGGUAUUAGAGACUGUAACAACCAUCCAUAGUAUGCUCAAAAUGUACGUCCUCAAUGAACAAAGUUCAGCUUUGGUUUCUGCAACAAACCAAGUAUAUCAAAGUCUUGCCAAACUAAUUAAACUCUGUGAUGAUGUUCUGCUACAAGGAGAGAAAGCUUUAAAUAAAGAAAAUGUGAAUGAAGUUAUCCAUCUUGUUGAAGAAGCAGUCCAGCACUUGGUAACACUAGCCCAGGAUCAGAUAGCCCAUAGAGAAAGCAGUACAAAAGCUACAACUAAUCAUAUAACUCAUCGUGGGCCUCUGUUGGAUCGGGCAUCAAAUUAUGGUUUGGGAGGAACUGACUUUCCACAGCGUAGCUCAUUGCCUGAUAUUCCUCUUACUCCAAGAGAGCGACAGAUAUUAGAGCAGACAUCUACUUCUGUCACAGACAGGCAUGGAAUAAGUUCUGUACCACAUUCACAGAGCUCAGAGUCGAUAUUGAAUGAUACUAGUCCACCACCAAAACCACCUCUGCCAACAAGGAGUUACCAUAUAUCAGAAGGCAGUGAGGAACCACCACCACUCCCACCAAAACGUCGGCAGCGCUCAACACGACCAACACAACAGCAGCAACAGCAGUUGCAACAGCAGCAGCGUGAUGUUGAAAGUUCAAGCCUUGAAGGCAUUGGCGGACAUCUCGGUACCAGUCUAGAGAGGCUCAGUUUACGUAGUCGUUCGCCAGAGGAUACUUCCUCCUUACUUAGUGCAUCAGCUGGUAGUCUGGAUUCUGUUCUCAACCAUUCACGGGAUGAAGAGGAGUUACAAGCUCUUUCAGGACCUGCUGAUGAAUCACUCCAUUCUAUUGAUGGUUCUCUAGUACCAGGCUCAACUGUGUUAAUGAAUGGCAGCUCGUCUUCUAGUUAUUAUGAAGUGUCAUCCACUGUGACAACUGAUCAAAUACAAUCUGUGAUAGGAAGUGAUAAAAGUCCUUCCCUGUUGACCCCUCAUUCUGACUUGCUCAAGUCCCCAUUGUUCUCUACGGAUAUGCCUGGAAUAAUGCCUGGUACAGUUAUUGGAUUUGAUUCAUCAGUUAACAAGCUCGAUUAUUCAGCAUCUGAGUCGGGCUUUGCUUCUAUGCAUUCUGUGCGAAAUUCGUGCCAAAGCUACACUGCAUCGUCAGUAUCUUCACAGCAGUUCAGCUCAUCUGUGUCACGUUCAUCUCAGCAAAGUACUAUUUCCUGUGAAUCAACCAGCAGCAGGACAUGGCAGGUACACCAGUCAAGCACAAAAACAGAAACAAGCUUCUCAAACACAAGUGUAGUAUCAGGUGAAGGAAGUAGUCCUUCCCCACCAGCACUGCCACAGAAGACCCGUCAGUCGACACGGAGGCGUGAUCGGCAGCUGUCACAGUAUGAUAAUGUGCCAGGGGGAGGGGAAACUGUCAGCACAGAAGUAGAACGACCUGCUGUGGCAGGCUGCCCUGUCCAUGCUGCGCAGCAGUCCAGCUGCUGUAGUCCAGAUGGGAAACCUCCACCUCUGCCAUUAAAGAAGAGACACAUAAUGGCAUACAUGGAAAUGUUUGGGAACUGCACACAUGGCAGCACAAGCGAAUUCAUGAGGCAUUCUGUACAUACAUACAAUCUCCUCCAAGCUGAGUGGCAGCAGCAGGAGCUCUCCCUAUCAUCAACACAAUCCUGCUCAUUCUCUCUUGUCUCAACAAGUCAGAUAUUUCCAAAUGCAACAACAUUUGGUACAAUUGACAGCAUAGAGUUUGCAACUUCGUCACCUGUGAAAACACAACUGGCAAGUCUGCCCCCUGCUCUGCCUCCUAAACGAAGUCGAACAGCAAGUGUGAAAUCGGCAGCAACGCCACCUCCUGUGUCACCGACAUUACCUGGCACCUCUCCAGAGCUCCAUCGUAAGGUGGAUGAUUGGAUUGCCCCAUCACAAGAUGAUGAAACAAGAUGGAAACAUGAAGGCAAAACUGGUGGAACAGUUUCAUCUGUCUCAAAAAUGAGUGAUGUUACCCAAGACAGAGAAACUGAACCAAGUCCCUUGGAUGAGUUAGAUAUUACUCAGCACCUCGUGUUUAAAAAACCAGAUGAGGAUGGUCCAGACAUUAGGGGUGGCCAUCCUGAUGCUCUUAUAAUUCAUGCAACCAAAGCAAACAAGAAUGAUUUCUUGUACCAAGAAGCAUUCUUGACUACAUAUCGAACGUUCCUUUCACCACUGGAGCUGGUUUGCAAGUUGUGUCAUAGGCACCAGCGGUUUAGUUGUUCCUCAGACUUGACCAAACAGCGAGCAGCUCGUGAAGCUUUCUCACUUCUAGUCAGAGUUGUCAGUGACUUGACAAUUUCAGACCUUGAUGAUGUGGUGCUGAAAACUCUUAUGGAUUUUGUUUAUCAACUACUUUGUAGUGGGGAUCUCACAAUGGCGAAAGCUCUUCGCGUUAAGAUCCUAGAAAAAUACAAUGCCAAGAAACUGCAAAGCAGUGCUAGUACCUUACUGUCUUCACUCAAUGUGUAUACAAGACAAGCCACUCUGCUGGAUUUCAAAUCUGAACAAAUUGCUGAACAGAUGACACUGUUAGAUUCUAAUUUAUUUAUGAAAAUUGAAAUACCUGAAGUCCUAAUAUGGGCACAAGAACAAAAUGAAGAACGCAGCCCUAACUUGACUAAAUUCACAGAACACUUCAAUAAAAUGUCUUAUUGGGCAAGAUCAAGAAUCCUGGAGCAAAGUGAAGCAAAAGACAGAGAACGCUAUGUUGUAAAAUUUAUAAAAAUCAUGAAGCAUCUAAGAAAAAUAAAUAACUUCAAUUCUUAUCUGGCACUAUUGUCAGCUCUAGACUCUGCACCAAUUCGUCGGUUAGAAUGGCAGAAGCAUAUCACUGAAGGCCUUAAGGAAUACUGUGCACUUAUUGAUAGUUCAUCCAGCUUCCGUGCAUAUAGGCAGGCACUUGGUGACACACAACCUCCCUGUAUUCCAUACAUUGGCCUAGUUCUUCAGGAUCUGACAUUUGUUCACAUUGGCAACAAUGAUUACCUGCCUGAGGGUGCAAUUAAUUUCUCAAAACGAUGGCAGCAGUUUCAUAUUGUGGAAAAUAUGAAGAGAUUCAAGAAAGGAACUUACUCCUUCAAGAAGCAUGAUCGAAUUAUUGCUUUCUUCAACAAUUUUGAUGAAUUUCUAUGUGAAGAAGCAAUGUGGCAGAUCUCAGAGUCAAUUAAACCACGAGGGGGGAAGAAGCCCCAGUCGUGAAUUCACAUUAGUAUAACUACAUCACAGCUCACAUCGUGUCCGACAUGAAGCAAUUUUGAUUAAACAGCUGUUCUGAAGGUCAUAAAAAUGCUUUAUGUAUUUUGUCAUCUUGUUAAAUAAUAUUUUUGUAUGCAAUUUUAUAAUUUUAUCGCUGAUGUACAAGUACUUGUGAUAGUAUACUUAUUUAUUUAUUUUUGUAAGAUGGCAGAUGUGAGUGAAAUAAUUAUCUCAGGCAGCUAAUUUCAGUUUUCCUCCACCUUUGUUGUUGAAGCAUGUAAUGAUUUACAUUUGAGGGGGACCAACUUUCACAUUCAGUAAAAAAUCAUUAAUGGGAAUUUUUCAUUCAGUCAGUUGUAAAUUUAUUAUUAUCUGCAUUGUCCUUAAAAUUGUAUUCUGUGCUGCUCCAGUGCUUGCAGCUCUAACUGUGCCAGACCUGAAGGCAAAAUUGUGUGUCUGGUAACUAGAAGAAUUUUGUAAUGUAAUCUUUGUCUGUAUCUUGCAAUAAUGAGACUUACUCUGCUUUUGUAGAUUUAUUGUAUUUGUUUUCCUUUGUUGGACCCACAGAAAAAAAAAACUCGAGAAGCUUAGUGGCAGCUUAUGAGUCAAAUUCCAGUAUACCUUAUUCGAAGAUGCGAGUGUUAUAACAUCUUCACUUUCUCAUCUCAUUCUUAAUAUCUGAAAUUAAUUAUGCUGAGAACAAGGUGUUCUCAUAUUGAAAACACUAAGUAUUAUUUGCACUGGAAGUUUAACAGUACACCUAUGGUCACACUGAUCAAGCAAAUAUUACGGAACAGAACCGAAAGCUUCCUGAAGAAUUAAUUCAAAGCUUUCUCCAGUAUCAUGUACCUUGUAGGAAAUUGGGAAGUUUUGUUGGUGCAAUAGAUUCAUUUUAUCUUCUGUGUCCUGGUUAGAGGUGAGUGGUUGGGCAGCUGUUGUAGUAAUCCGUUCAAGAAUUUAGCAUCCAUACUCAAUAACGAAAAUGUAAAUAUUUUUUUUCUCACUUACUAAAUGGAAUAUGUAGCAGUUUAUUUCCAAAGAAAAAAGUAUCUGAUCUAUUCAGUAGCUUUUUUACAUAUUAUUUGUAUUCAUAUUGCCCAUUUGAGUUAGGCAUAUGCUCGGCAUGUAUUUUGUGAGACUGCUCUGGGCAUCAUAAAUUUGUUAAAACGGUCAGCAAGAACAGUAAAUACGAGCAGAUCACAUUCUCCUUUGUUGCAGUUGUUUAUGGGAAUAGUUGUCACAGGAAAUUUUAAAAAUUAUUGUCAUCUUAAUAGUAUUAAGCUUUUAUAGAGUUGCUUUUCAUCCCCAUUAAGAGUGUGUGUUUCAGCCUGGUCGUCAUAUUGUUAAUUGUGUACCUUUGACUUCAGUACCAAACACUUAAAAAAGGAGUUUUCAAAUUUUAAUGAGUUACAACCAUUCACACAGGUAGAAACUACUUUAUUACACAUACCAUGUAACAUAAACAUUCAGAGUUUUGAAUUGCUAUUGCUAACUGAGUUCUCUGUCCUGUGAUGGAAAAUGUAUGAGGAAGCAAAAGUAGAAAGAACACACCAUUUGAUAAGUUGUAGACAAUUGGUCAUUUGGUGGUAAAUCUCUCGUCUCAGUGCUGGUGGAUAACAGCUGGGUGCUUUCAAAAGGACAUGGCCAAUUUCCUUUCCAACCUUUCGUAAUCUGAGCUUGUUCACCAUCUCUAAUGACCUUGCUGUCGAUAGGACAUUAAACUCCAAUCUCCCUUCUUUCUUUUUUGCCAGGUAUCAGAUUUCAUAAUUUGCAAGGAAAUUGAAUGUGAUAUACUGAUCUUUUUUCUCAUGUGUUAUUUACAUGGAAUGCAGACGAUUACAAAAAUGUUUUAGAGAUACCACCAAGAAAUAGGUGUCUUUGUGACUUCCAGAAAAUCAAUACUUGUAUAAUGCUGCUUUCAACAUACAUUUCAUUGUGUGAGUGUUUUUAACACUCUUAAUAAUAUCUCUGAUUAAACAGCAAUGAUUCAAUAUCAUGAGACCAGCUGGACCUUCAUUAAAUGGAAAAUGAAUCCUUAUUCUGGUGUCAUGAACAUGUGGUCACUUCAUGUGAUCAUUCAAACAUUCAUAGUAGUGUAUUUAAUUUUUCUGUGGGUUUUCUUUAUAUAAUAUGUUACGUUUUUUUCUCAUUUCAUCAGUAUGAAAUGUCUGUGCUGUUAUGUCCACACAGUGUCCGUGCAGCUUUAAUUUGUCAGAACUGAAGAUUCUGAAGCUUUACACAUUUUACUGUUAUCCAUAUUGUAUUGAAGAGAUGUGUCAUCUCAGUAUUUCACACUUGGUGUGUAAAUAUGAAUGUGUGUUAAGUGCCAUUAUGAACUCUUAAUGGUUUGUAUAUUGUUGCAUGUGAUGUCAGUUUGAACUGUUCAGUGCUCGUAUAUAUUUCACUUGUUUUUCUGCUGUAGUCAUAUCUGAGAGUUGGUUUCAGGCUUAUGCUGACACCUUACUUAUUGUAAAUUUUCAGUAAGUUCACACAGAAACACUUUUUUGCCUUUGAUAUGGUGGGAGAAUUGUGUGUUAUCUUUUGGACCACAAUUUGUUGUUCCACAUUUGAGACUGAAGAAAGACUAUAGUUUUUCAGUGUAUAUUGCUAUAAAGGUAAUAAUCUUAAUAAUCUAACAUUUGUAAGUCAUUGUGAGGUUGUCACAUGUGACAGAAAUUUGUAGAAAUAUUCAGGAGAGGGAGGGAGGCAGAGGAGUUAAAAAUAAUAUGUUGUUUUUCUAAGAUGUUGUGUUUGAACUGACAUAAUUUAUUUUCCUUUGCUUAAAGAUGUUCUAUACUUUUUUAUUAGUAUGUAGCACUGUCAUAUUUUUAUAGUUAUUUUGUCGAACAUUUACUGUCACUGUACUCUUCUGAAAUACACUGAGAUUUUUUAUUUUUUAACUUUUUAUACUGCCGAUAGUAUUUGGUAUAUUUCACGGAUCUUUUUUUUUUUUUUUUUUUUUACAUAUUUUGGAAAGUAAAUAGCAGAAAUGACAGAAUAUUUUGUGACUACAACUAUUAUACUAGCUACUUUAGAAGGUUUGAUUUAUCCUUCUGUGAAACACUAAACUGGAGCCAUCGGUAAAAUUGUAUUUCCAGUUAUGUGGCAUUAACAGCCUUGUUAUGUGUUUACUUCAUUUUGUAUUUAAUUUGCCUAAGUGGAACAUUACAGUCCAGUACACUAAUAAGUAUCAUGGUUUUACUUAUUUCAUACUGUUUGUGUCAGUAAGCUGUUUUGAGUGUUUAUAAAAAAAAUGAAGGUUGCAUUUGACAGUACAGAAACAAAUUACUCAAUAAGAAUCCUUUGUAUGUGUAAUAACUUUGAGUUCAAAAGCACUACUAGCAUCACCCUCAUCCAUGAUGCACUACAACUUCAGUCUUUAGGUAAUAUAUAAGGAAAUGCAACCUGGUUUAGUCAAGAAAAUUUAUGCAAAACAAAGAUAUGAAUGGUUGUUUCAAUUUAGUAUAAAUAAUACAUUUUCUUUGGCCAUUGUUGGACCUUGUGUUUCUACAUGUCACAGUAUGUGAAUGAUGAAUGCAUGUAUUUUAUAUCUUUUGAGGAAAGUGCCAUAUAUAUUGCAUUUCUCAUUAUUAUUAUUAUUAAUAUUAUUAUUAUCAUCAUCAUUAAUACUAAUAUUAAUAGUAUUAUUAUCAUUAUUUGAUUUUUAUUUGUUUUUUAUUAGCUGCAUGUUGUUGCCUCAGUAAUAAUGAUAUGCACAUUCAUUUUUAUUUAUAGUUGAUUUUUUUCUUUGAAGCUAGUCAUUAUGUGUCUUUUUUUCCUUUUGUGUUGUUGAAUAAAUGUUUAAAAAUAACAGAACAACAAAAAUUGUGUGUUGUUUUCUCCUAAUGCAACUGAUGAGAGCAGCAAAUAAAGUAUGUAAGAAAAUAUUUGAGCUUUAGAAACACAGAACAUAAGAUAUUUAUGAUUAAGGUUAGCAAAACUCAUUGUUAAUAUAUUGUAGCAAAUAAUAUUUUCAUAUUGUUUAUUGUCAAUACUUCAUUCUUGCGUAAACUGUUACAGUGGAGCUUGCUCCUUGCUUAUAUUUCUUCCUUUCUCUUUCUUUCCUUUUUCCUGUGUUCUACUAUAUAUUGGUGAACUUACCAGUACAGAACUGGAAUACAAUGAAGUUAAUAUUAGAGAUCUACAGUGUUAGUGUUGAAACUGAGUGGCUUGCAUCACUUUUGGAUACAUGUGCUAGCACUACGUUAUCACGAUUAAAGAAAUGAAAUAGUUUGUAGCAUUUAUUUUUUGCUGAAAUUGCAGCUCUCACUUCUGAAAAUCUGCUGGACUGUAGCCUGUGAUGAUAGAUUGAUACAGUAGUGGAGAAAACAGACAAAAAUCAGUGAACAUUUUAAGUUUCCUGUACCAUUUUCAUGGUUAUAUGAGGACACCCACCUAAUUGGUGAUCUAGCUAGCUAUUUAAAAUCUGUACUAUCCUUGAUAGACUGUUUGCUUUAUUUAAAGCUGCUCAGAUGCAUAAGUCUGUCAUUUGGGCCUUAAAAUGUGAUUGCUUCUUUGUCGAAUAUAACUAAUGGCUGUUGCAGAUAUAUAGUUGUUUAUUAUGGAUGUUUUUGAUGUAGUCUUCUAUUAUUGUCUAAACUGAAGCAAAAUUACUUUUAUCAUUCCAUAUUCAGUGUAUCAUUUCAUCUGUUAGUAGUUUAUUGUCUCAUAUAUCUCACUCUACAUUUUCAAUUAGUCGGCAACCUGAAAAGUCUCAUAUAGUCAACUAAUAUGAAAAGUGCGUGACUCCAUCAGGAAAAUUGUUAACAAAAUGGAAAAGGUUAAAAGUUAUUGAAUAGUGUUGUAAUUCAUGUUUUAGCUUCUCGAAAUACAAUUUAGUAGAUCUUGUAGAACAGCUCUCUUCCAAGAUUAAAAAACUGAGUCUUCAGCUACUUUUAUGAAUUGUGUUAUUUCCUCUGUUCGUUAUAUUUAUAUUUAUCGCACAGUGCCUUUUCACCCACAUAGAAAUCAUAGUAAUCUGUGGCUUAAUUCAAAAGAAGGUGCUAAUCAGUAUUUCUGUAUUGAUUUCUGUCAAUGUAAUUUAUAAGUGUUGCAUAUCAUUGUGUCAUAAUUCUUUAGGUGAACAUAUCUGAAAGAAAACUUUUCCUUUACCUUUAUGCAUUGAGUGUUUGUAGCGCUGUAUGCUAAAGAAUAUCCCAUUACCAGGAAAUAUGCAUCAAAUUCAAAACAUAUAUAACCCUUCACACUGAAAUGCUAUCAGAAAUUUAUGAAAUCAGUCAUCUUAUCAUGAAUAUGUUUUUGAUCAUAUAUUUAUCAAAGAUUCGUUUAUACAGAAGAUUGAUGACUCCUUACAUCCAACAGUAUUUUAAAAAAUUACUAUCAAAUAUUGAUAGAAAAAAAUUAUCAGAGGUUUGCUAAUUCGUGCACAAAAAAUACAUGAAUCAGAUGUCGGCUUUCAGAACGAAAAGUUUCGUCAUCUGGUGAGAGAGGGUUCAAGGCUUAUACUCCUAUCCCCCUUGACAGAGGGUACUGAGUCACAUUUGUACUUAAUCUCAAAUAGACUCAUGUCUCAUGUUCUGAAACCCUUUCUACCUGUUGCUGCCAAGUAAAGAAAAUUACAAUUCUGAAAGUUACUUUUUGUUUAAUGUUUUGUUUGUGUGUGUCUUUGCAUCUACAGAUCAGAUUAAAUUUGUUUCAUGAUUGUAGUUGUGAUUUAGAGAUCGUUGUUCUUGUAGAAGAUAAUUAACAAGAACUGUGGUAUUUAGUAUGGUGUAGCCAACAUGUAAAUUGUGACUUAUUAUCUCUGUUCUGUGGUGUUUUUAAUCAUAUGGUGCUCAGUCAUAAUCAGCCAAGGCUGUGUAUGAAGUUAUCAUUCACAAUUGUUACAGGAAGAAGACUUUUCUAAAAUAGGUGAGCAUUAUACAGAAUGGGAAAUCUUGAUUUAUCUGGAUGCAUAGAUUAAAAUGAACAGUUUUAUAGCCUUAUUCCCAAUUUUCCUUUGGCACCAAUUCUGUUAACAUCUAAAAGCUUGUAUACAUUUUGGCUCCAGAUAUGAUAUACUUAUUAAACUGUGAAUAUGAGUUGGAGUCCCACAAUUUGUGAAGAAUUUAUCUUAGUGUUAAACUCAUUCCUUCCAUUUACAAGUGUUUGUCCAUAACUAAUGCCAUUGUGAAAUAUUUUUUAUGCAAAAAUUCUACUUAACUCUGUAAACAUGGAGCAAUUUAUACUAAUUAAUUUGUGCUUAUGCUCUUAAUCAUAUUUUUGUAGUAAUAUACACUAGAUUGGCACUACAUCACUCAGUACUAACAAGUAUGCAAGUAAUCAUGAACACCUAGUGAGACACUUUGAAUGUAUUGAAUAAACACAAAUUAAGAUUAUAUUAACAACUAAUGGUGGGAUAAUUCUAUUGUAAGCAGUGUGGGAAAAGACAUGUAUAGUCUUUGAUUUUCUAAUUUAUUUUUCGAUCCUUCAUUUUUUUCCCAUGUAGAAAUAAUAUAUUAGUGCUGCAACAACUGUGGAUUAAACAACAUGUUGCACAAUUUUGUCUAGUCACAAUAAAAAUCUCUAGUCUGCUAAGAUUCCAGACAUGUGGGAAGAUAGAAUUAUUGUAACCACCAUGUUUAUUAUUCAUUUAUUCUGAGAGAAAACUUGUGUUUGGAAGAGCAGUGCUCCUAAGCACCACAUAAAAUUGUAACAUUUACACAUUGCUGUUGUAUUUGCAACAGUGUAUUAUAACCAAAGUACCUUGAUAAUUUGGUAAAAUUGUGGGAAAAAGUCACUGAUGGAAAAUUAUUGUUAGAAUAUGAUAGUUCAUUACUUGAAAUACAGAUAAACCACAAAACAAUGAAUUUUUUAACCUGACUAGAAUACAAAUGCCAAACGUUUAAUAAUCACAUAUUCCUUCAUGAAAUAUUGAACAUAAAACGGAAAACACAUAUGUUGUCUCCCCUAGGUUCCAAAUAUUGCAUUGUCAAUGUGAAACACCUUCCUAUCUCCUAGGUGCAGCUCUUGAAAGUAAAAGAAUUUUUUUUUAAACUUCUGCUCUCAGCUUUAGUAUCCACACCUUGGCUGACUGUGUCACUUGUGUCCAAGGAUAUUAGAAAUCAUGUAUAUAGGGAAAGGGUGCCACACAUCUUAAUAAUUAAAAAUAAAAAGUGAAAUAUCUCUCUAUGAGGGUACAAUUUCAGAUUUUUAUCUUAAUUAUUGACACAUUGGUUAUUUUUUGUUGAUGUGGCAUUAACUGUUUCAGUUUGACUUUACGCAACAAGCAUUUAAAUAAUAUGAGAGUUUUGUCCUCGUAUUCUUGAAUAAGCUAUAUACAAACCUAUAAACUAUCAAUUUUAUUUUGGUAACAAAUGUUAUCACUUACCUGUGUGAUGUGAUGAAAAUUUGUAUGUGCCCCCAUUUUUUUCCUGUGCAAUAUCCACAUGGAUAAGCAGCAGCUAACAGAAGAAUGCAGUUGCAAUAUCUGCUCAUUGAGAAAUAUAAUGUAAUUUUCACACAUCACAUUAGGAUUUACUAACUCACAGGCACAAAAGUUUUGUUGUAGGUCUUCGUUGUAAAUUCAGAUGGCAUAACAUUUUUUUCCAGGCUCAGCUCAAUAUUUUUCCCAUAAGGCACAAUAGUAGUGCUAUUGUUUGGUCUAUUAAAUGAAAAUCUUCAUUUGUUUUAAAGUGUUGAAAUGUUUCAACUUAUAAAAACUGUAAUUCUUUCAAGAAGCAGAUAUAUUAAAUUAUAGUUAGUAUUGGAGGAAGCUUCACAGAAUAUUUUCUCCAUAAAUUCUAAGACAUGUUCUAAAAUCUGGCGUAUAGUGUGUUAAUUCUGAUUUCUGUACUUGCUACUUUUCUUUGAGGAAGUAAUUUAGAUCACUGGAUGCAAAAUAACUUUGAUGUUUUGCUGGGAAUGAAAUUUCAAUGAUGUUUAGUAUAUUAAUUAUGAAUGGUAGAUGUGGAAAACUGAAACAUUUUCCUUGGAUACCAGAAUGCCUUGUUUUGAAAUUUACAAGUACAUAUGAAAGAAAGCUUUAAUGUAAUUUGUGAUGUAGAGCAUUAAGUUAAUUUACUUAAUGUCAACAUUGCUUGUAUUAGAAUCCUGUGCAGUGUAAAUAAUAAGUUCUUCCUCAGUAGUGUUCUGUAUACUCUUGUCAGGAAUCAUGCACAAUAAGUCAAUGCAACGAACCAGAUCUUUUAUGGGAAUUCAAAUUAUUUAAUAUAUGACAAAGGCAGAAACAGAUAUAGUAUGUUUUUAUGCAGGUGCUAUUAUCUUCUUAUUAUUUAAAUAUUAUGUAAUGCAUUUCUCAUUGUGAUGUCUCAGCAUUUUAAAAUGUUGGUACAUCGAUGUACUGAGAUACCUAAUAUGUCACUGGCCUAAUGAAUUAUGAGAAUUGUGCAAUAACUUCUAUUUUUCUUACAGAUUUAUGAAUUACAUUUUUUAAUACUUGUAUGGAAAAUUCUUAUACAUAAAGGUUUCACUAAUUUCAUACUCCACCAGUAAUUUUGUUUCACUGUGGAAAUGGUAUGUAGUCUCCUAUUCAUGAGAUGUUUUAAUACCAAUGCAGAAAUUUGUUUUCAGUUUGAGUAACAAAGGAAUUUCAUAAUAAUAGUGAAGAUAUAUUUAUAAAUAUAAGUAGAAUUCCUUAAACUAGGUUACAAUACCUUGAAAUGAAACCAUAAAUAAUGCAACUUACAAUAAUAACUUCCUGUGUAUUUGUGAUGUCCAUUUGUAAACUUUCUUCGUUUUACACAUUGUCAUAUCAUAAUUAAGUAGAUAGGUAGAAAUAAUGUGUCAUGUAACACAUUAUAAGUAGAGUGUAUGUGCAUCACCUGAUGUGUAUUCUUUGUUGUACAAUUGCAGUAAUGAUAGUUCUGUGCAUAUGUUGGUGUGAAGAUUCAAUCAUAUCAUCAAAGUGUGAUAAGUGUGGUUGACACUCAGUUUUCUGAUGUCAGUGUACUGAAGUGGGGUUGUGUGAAAUGUGAUAGCUUGUUCCAUUGAAUACUUGAAUAUUUUGAGGAACAAUUUUCAACCAUUGAUAAAUUUUAAAGAAAUCAUAUUUUAACUAUGUGUACAAAUUAAUGCAGCUUACAUUUUAUUUAUUGCUCUUCUUUAUAGAAAAUGUUUUUCAAAGUUUUUGGUUUGAAUCUUUUUAUCAAUUUUAUUUGUUAUGUGCACACAACCCUGUGUUAACAAGUAUGGUUUACCCUUCUCCAAAGUAAAUUCAGAGGUGUUUGUACCUGUGUUGAUAUUUUGCCAUUUAGUUUUAAGAUUUAUCUUUUCCUAGCAUUAAGAGCAGAAAAAUAAUUAUUUUCCUUUUAAUUUAUUGAGGAACAACUGUGUUUGAGAGUUUUUAAUGUUGUGAACAAAAUAUAUAUUCAUAUGUGAUGUGAGAUGUAAACCAUUAAACAUGUAGCUCAUUUUAAUACAAUAUUAUUAGUAUGUGUGUGCAUGUUUAUAAUAAUCUGUUUUCCACUCUUCCUUUUCACCCUAAAUCAAUUAUUAGUGUUCUUUUAUGGAUGUGAAUUUGAAAAUCUUAUUAAUAGAUGAAUAAAUUCCUUUUCUCCUUUUUAUUUCCUCUUUCUAAAACCACAGUAGAACUUCAUGAACUUAAGAACAUGUAACUUAUUACCCUACAAUUAAAGACAAAAAAUAGCAUAACUUUUUAUAUUUUAAUUGUGUAUAUUUCAUUUAGUCAUUAUGAGUGAUUCAUUAUUGUGUAAAGGCCUAAUUUUCUGAAAAGUCAUGUAUGUUAAUAUUUGCUGUAAAUUAUAUUACUAAAAGAUAAGAACUACUUGUUAUUUAUAAUGAUUGUUGUUGACAGUGGGGUAACAAAACUUGGUGGUACACUGUCAGUGGCAAUUAACUGUAGGUCAUGUGUCAUAAUGAACUCUGAAUCCUGACUGUGGAAACAAUAGUAGUAAAUGUACAAUGUAGGCACCAAUGUAAAUUACAUUCCCCUUGUGAGCAGCUUUUUCUCAUUUUUUAUGAACAUCUUGAAUGUAAUUGGUGCUCUUUCAACUUCUUAUACUCUGUAGAAGUAUCAUUAAUAUUUUGUUAAUAAUUAAAAUUUUAUGAAAGUUAAAUUAUGUUUGCUUAUUAGCAGGUAUAAUUUGCUGCAUCAUUAUCUGAUUUUAUAUUGUAUAAUACUGUGUAAAAUAUUUUUGUAAUUAUACUGUCGUUAUGUAGCUUUCUGUUAUGAAUUUUUUGUACUCUGUGAUGGAAAUGCUAAAUACAAUUUAUGAGUUACUUGUGCUGUAAUGUUGUUUAAAAUUUCAGUUUUGUCCCCUUUCUUGGCACAUUCUUAAUU
Messenger RNA from Schistocerca cancellata (South American locust), 14122 nucleotides. It is a transcript of the gene C3G, whose product is annotated as guanine nucleotide-releasing factor 2. Bases 373 to 3864 code for a protein of 1163 amino acids. Gene Ontology annotation, molecular function: guanyl-nucleotide exchange factor activity. Gene Ontology annotation, biological process: Ras protein signal transduction; positive regulation of GTPase activity. Gene Ontology annotation, cellular component: plasma membrane. The record is from RefSeq and is a predicted model, not a curated record. NCBI's taxonomy places the organism in Eukaryota, Metazoa, Arthropoda, Insecta, Orthoptera, Acrididae. The transcript has 19 exons.